Molecule: messenger RNA, 1469 nt
Organism: Pistacia vera
Lineage: Eukaryota; Viridiplantae; Streptophyta; Magnoliopsida; Sapindales; Anacardiaceae
Product: BURP domain protein RD22
Exons: 3
Coding region: 77-1303 (408 amino acids)
Source: RefSeq, a predicted model, not a curated record
CUAACAAGUAAAGCAUAGGUUUCAGCUCAUAUUCUCUCUUAACCAACAGCUUUGUGUUGAGUAGCUUCAAGUCUAAAUGGGGUUUAGUUUCUUGCCAAUCCUAGCAUUUCUCGCCGUUGCACUGGUGGCCAGCCAUGCUGCUCUGGCUCCGGAACUUUACUGGAAGUCUGUAUUGCCGAAUACUCCAAUGCCAAAAGCUGUCAGAGAUCUCCUACACCCUGACUUGCUGGAAGAGAAAGGUACCUCUGUUGAUGUAGGGAAGGGCGGUGUCAACGUGGAUGCUGGGAAAGGAAAGCCAGGAGGCACCUCUGUCGGUGUAGGUAAGGGUGGUGUAAACGUGGAUUCAGGGAAAGGAAAGCCUGGAGGCACUUCUGUUAACGUUGGAAAGGGCGGAGUAAAUGUGAAUACCGGAAAAGGAAAGCAAGGUGGUGGUACCCAUGUGAGUGUUGGAGGCAAAGGCAAAGGAGUGGGCGUUAAUACUGGAAAGCCCGGAGGGAAAACCAAUGUUAGUGUUGGCAAAGGAGGAGUAUCUGUGAACACAGGAGGCAAAGGAAAGCCAGUCUAUGUUGGAGUAAAACCAGGGCCAAACCCAUUUGAUUACAACUACGCUGCCAGUGAGGAUCAACUCCAUGAUGACCCAAAUGUAGCUCUUUUCUUCUUGGAGAAGGACAUGAAAGUCGGGACAGAGAUGAACUUGCACUUCACUAAAAAUUCAAAUACAGCAACUCUCUUACCUCGCCAAGUUUCCAAAUCAAUUCCGUUUUCAUCUGAAAAAUUGCCAGAAAUCAUGAACCGAUUUUCAGUGAAACCUGGAUCAGUGGAAGCUGAGAUAAUGCAAAACACAAUAAAAAACUGUGAAGAACCCAGCAUCAAAGGAGAGGAAAAAUAUUGUGCAACUUCACUCGAAUCAAUGAUUGACUUCAGCACUUCCAAGCUUGGAAAAGGUGUUCAGGCAUUUUCCACAGAGGUGGAAAAAAGAAGUAAGAUGCAGAAGUAUACAAUAGCAGCAGGAGUGAAGAAGAUGCCAAGUGACAAAUCUGUAGUCUGCCACAAGCAGAACUAUGCAUAUGCUGUAUUCUACUGUCAUGCAACUGAAACCACCAGGGCUUACAUGGUUCCUUUGGAAGGUACCGAUGGGACAAAAGCCCAAGCAGUAGCAGUCUGCCACACAGAUACAUCAGCAUGGAACCCAAAGCAUUUAGCUUUCCAAGUGCUCAAAGUUAAGCCAGGGACUGUUCCUAUCUGUCAUUUCCUUCCUGAAGAUCACAUUGUCUGGGUUCCCAACAAGAAGCCUGCAGAAUAGAAUCAGACCAUCUUAUUCCAUCUAUUCAAUCAGCAGAUUUCGAAUUGGAUCAGUUUAAAAUAUUACCUGUUUAGUUAUACAAUAAUGUAGCUCACCUUCGGUAUGCAUGUACUUAUAAAGUUUGCUGCAGUUUUGUUUACGAAAAAUCUACUUAUGAUUAAAUUCA